Lasiodiplodia theobromae is the source of this 1005-nucleotide messenger RNA. Its product is annotated as Alpha beta hydrolase fold protein. The transcript has 2 exons. The coding region runs from base 1 to 1005 and encodes 334 amino acids. Lineage: Eukaryota; Fungi; Ascomycota; Dothideomycetes; Botryosphaeriales; Botryosphaeriaceae. The record is from RefSeq and is a predicted model, not a curated record. Gene Ontology annotation, molecular function: catalytic activity.
AUGGAGAGCUACACGAAAAAAACCUUCACCUCCUCCCGCUCCCUGACGUAUACCUACUACGACUCCGCCCCCACCAAACCAAUCGACGCCUCCAAACCCACCAUCUUCCUCGUCCACGGCUUCCCCGACAACGCGCACCUCUGGAAACACGUCCUCCCCCACCUCGAGCCAUUGGGCUUCCGCAUCAUCCUCCCCGACCUACUCGGCUACGGCUCAUCCUCCCGCCCCACGACCGCGUCCCACUACACCUCCCGCGCCUGCGCCGCCGACUACGCCGCGCUCCUCGCUGCCGAAGGCAUCACGCGCAACGUCAUCGCCAUCGGGCACGACUGGGGCUCGUACUACGCGCAACGACUGUAUCUCUGGCACCCGGAGCUCGUCGUCGGCCUGGGCAUGCUGUCGGCGCCGUACAUGCCGCCGGACGCGCCGUUCGACCUAGCCGGCGCGAAUGCCGCGACGGAAGCAGCCACCGGCUGGCCGCGGUUGGCGUAUUGGGAGCUGUUCACGGCCGACGACGCGGCGGCGGUGCUGGAUGGGCAUCUCGAGAGCUUUUGGGAUGCGUGUCAUGGGGCGGGGGAGCAUUGGGUUAGGGGGAAGUUUUGUACGAGGGGGGAGUUGAGGGCGUUCGUGGAGGGGGGUAGGGAGGCGGAGGUGCUGGAGUAUGCGAGGCCGGGGAAGGGGUGGCGGGAGGAGUGGUUGAGCGCGGUGAGGGAGGGGGGCGGGAUGGCGGGGGCGUUGGGGCCGUAUUUGGCUAUGGCCGGGAAUUAUCAGUAUGAGGUUGAGAAGGAGUUGCCAAGGGAGCGCAUCGUGGUGCAGGUGCCGUCGUUCUUUUUAGGGUGCGAGCGCGAUGAUGCGUGUUUGUGGCAGUUGAUUGAGGGGCCGAAGAAGGCGGGGCUGCUGCCGGAUUUGACGGUCAAGAUCAUCGAUUCUACGCAUUGGUGCACGAUGGAGAAGCCGGGCGUGGUGGGGAAGGCGCUGUAUGAAUGGCUAUCUGAGAAGUUCUAA